Molecule: messenger RNA, 1629 nt
Organism: Aspergillus nomiae NRRL 13137
Lineage: Eukaryota; Fungi; Ascomycota; Eurotiomycetes; Eurotiales; Aspergillaceae
Product: amino acid permease
Exons: 4
Coding region: 1-1629 (542 amino acids)
Biological process (GO): transmembrane transport
Cellular component (GO): membrane
Molecular function (GO): transmembrane transporter activity
Source: RefSeq, a predicted model, not a curated record
AUGUCUUCCGUGGACAAGUCGACGCCUGUAUAUAAGGCCACCUCGAAGGGGUCAGUAUACGCCGAUGUGGACCAUGACCCGGUCACCACGGUGCUGCCCAAUGGCGACGUGCCUUAUACGGACCAUGCCAUGGACGCGGAUGAGCGGGUCAUUGUAGCCCUGGGGUACAAGCAGGAGUUCAAACGAGAGUUCUCGCUAUGGACUACAUUCUGCGUCAGCUUUGCUGUGCUUGGGCUGCUCCCAUCGUUUGCCAGCACAAUAUACUACGGGAUGGGCUAUGCGGGCACAGCAGGCAUGGUUUGGGGUUGGAUCAUAGCUAUGCUUUUCAUCCAGUGUGUAGCCAUGUCAAUGGCUGAACUGUGUUCGGCGAUGCCAACAAGUGGCGGUCUCUACUAUGCAGCUGCAGUACUCGCACCUCCAGGAUACGGACCAUUCGCGGCAUGGAUCACUGGGUGGUCCAACUGGAUUGGACAGAUUACAGCAGCACCGUCGGUGGACUUUUCACUGGCUGCGAUGAUCCUGGCUGCAGCGUCGGUACAAAACCCAGACUACGUUCCUACUUCUUGGCAAACAUUUCUCCUUACCACACUUAUCAUGAUCCUCCACGCGGUAAUCAGCAGCAUGCCAACGAGAUGGGUUGCCCAGUUUAACUCGUGGGGCUCAACUUUCAACAUGUUUGCGCUCAUCGCUGUCCUCAUCGCCAUUCCGGCAGGGACGAAGAAUGAACCCAAGUUCACCCCGUCCAAGGAAGUAUGGGGGACAAUCACCAACUUGACUGACUUUCCAGAUGGGGUCGCGGUGCUCAUGACCUUUGUCGGGGUGAUCUGGACCAUGUCUGGGUAUGAUUCUCCGUUCCACCUAAGUGAGGAGUGUUCCAACGCAAACAUCGCCUCUCCGCGGGCCAUCGUGAUGACUUCGGGCGUCGGGGGCUUGAUGGGCUGGUUCUUGCAGCUUGUAGUCGCUUACACCGUCACUGAUAUCGAGGCGGUGAUAGACUCUGAUCUUGGGCAGCCUUGGGCGUCAUACUUGUUACAGGUGAUGCCACAAAAAACCGCCCUGGGAAUACUCGCUUUAACGAUCAUCUGUGGGUUCUCGAUGGGCCAAGGAUGUAUGGUUGCCGCAUCGCGAGUCACGUACGCCUAUGCCCGCGACGACUGCUUUCCUCUGUCAGGGAUCUGGAAGAAAGUUGACACGAUUGGCGCUCUCUUCUCGAUCGGUGCCAUUGCGCAGUUCGUUGCCUUUGCGAUCCCCAUUUGCAUUCGGGUGUUCUUCGUUGGUAACCGUUUCCGGCGGGGACCAUGGCACUUGGGGCCAUUUGGCCCAUACAUUGGAGGCGCGGGCGUGCUCUUUGUGCUGCUGAUGGUGCCCAUUCUGUGCCUUCCCAGUGUAACAGGGGGUGACCUGACACCGGAUCUGAUGAAUUGGACGUGUCUUGUCUGGGGCGCUCCGAUGCUGGCGGUGAGCAUCUGGUGGGUGGUCGACGCCCACAGGUGGUUCAAGGGACCAAAGGUCAAUGUGGAGCAUGCCAUCCACCCCGUGCAGGAGGAAAGGCCCGUUGUUGUUGAUGUGGGGUUCAAUGGCGGCGAAGAGGAAGAUACGUCCGGCAGGUCGGACCGAAGUCAGGGCUGA